Molecule: messenger RNA, 1086 nt
Organism: Trichoderma atroviride IMI 206040
Lineage: Eukaryota; Fungi; Ascomycota; Sordariomycetes; Hypocreales; Hypocreaceae
Biological process (GO): regulation of cyclin-dependent protein serine/threonine kinase activity; regulation of transcription by RNA polymerase II
Cellular component (GO): transcription factor TFIIK complex; nucleus
Molecular function (GO): cyclin-dependent protein serine/threonine kinase regulator activity
Source: RefSeq, a predicted model, not a curated record
AUGGCCACGGAAGACGAAAGAUACCGGCAGUCGAGCCAGUUUCGCCUCUGGUCCUUCUCGCCCACCAGCUUGCGGGAGCUUCGAAUCAAGACCAACGACCUCGCCAAGCAGCAGAUUGCGCCGCGAUUCGCCGCCGAUGCGCAGCCCGAAUUCCUGACGCCCGGCGAAGAGUCCACGCUGGUGCAAUUCUUCACCACCGAGCUGAUCCGCGCCGCCCAGUUCUGCGAGCUCCCGACCGAGAUCCGAUCCACGGCCGCCGUCUUCUUUCGCAGAUUCUACAUUACAAACUCGGUCAUGACGUACCCUCCUACGGAGCUGUUGAAGACGUCGCUGUUUUUCGGGUGCAAGGCGGAGGGCUACUAUAUUCGGCUGGCGAAGCUGGCGGAGAUGUUUCCCAACACAACGAGCGAGCAGAUUCUGGCGGGCGAGUUUUUGCUUUGCCAGGGCAUUCGAUUCGCGUUUGACGUGCGGCAUCCGUUUAGAGCGCUCGAGGGCGCUAUUCUAGAGUUGAGGAAGCGUCUGCCGGAGGAGGAGGGCAGGGUUGCCAAGGCCCACGCGAUGGCUCGCGAUAUUCUCAAGUUCUCCCCGCUGCUGACGGAUGCCUACUUUCACUAUACGCCGAGCCAGAUCAUGAUGGCGUCUUUGUUGAUGGUGGAUCAGGGGCUUGUGGAGAUUUUGAUUCCUGCUGGGUCUCAAACUGGGGAGGAUGGGAACAAACACAUGGGAUCGAAUGCGGAGAUGCGGGAGAAGAUUAUGAGGACGAUUGAGAGCUGUCGGUCUAUGCUGGAGAAGGAGCCUCCGCAGCGGAUGAAGGAGUACUGGGAGACGCCCGAACUCGUCAAAUCCUUGAAACCUCUUCGAAAGAAGCUACAAAAGUGCAGGGAUACGGACAGAGCGGAUCUGGUGGCUCUGCAGCGGGCGAGACGCGAGCAGGCGACGACAAAGGUCAAGAAGCCGACGACGACGGGAACAGGGACGGUGCAGAGCGAUGGAGCGGUCUUUGGGGAGGCGAUGGCGGUGGAUGCGAGGGACACGAAGAGGAGGAAGUUGGAGGGUGGCGGUGACUUGUUUGGGCCGCCUUUGUGA